Passer montanus (Eurasian tree sparrow) is the source of this 1265-nucleotide messenger RNA. It is a transcript of the gene TUFM, whose product is annotated as Tu translation elongation factor, mitochondrial. Gene Ontology annotation, cellular component: mitochondrion. Gene Ontology annotation, molecular function: GTPase activity; GTP binding; translation elongation factor activity. The annotation marks the transcript as partial. The record is from RefSeq and is a predicted model, not a curated record. Gene Ontology annotation, biological process: mitochondrial translational elongation. Lineage: Eukaryota; Metazoa; Chordata; Aves; Passeriformes; Passeridae. The transcript is spliced from 10 exons.
UGGGACCACGGCAAGACCACCCUGACAGCCGCCAUCACUAAAGUGCUGUCGGCAGGGGGCGGGGCGCAGUUCCGGCCCUACGAGGAGAUCGACAGCGCCCCCGAGGAGAAGGCGCGCGGCAUCACCAUCAACGCAGCGCACGUGGAGUACAGCACCCCGAGGAGGCACUACGCCCACACCGACUGCCCCGGGCACGCCGACUACGUCAAGGUGGGAACAGCCCCGGAGGAGAAAAUCAAGUUAGUGGUCAAAGCCUCAACUCUGGGGGCGUGGCCAGGUGAGACACAGCACCUGCUGCUGGCCCGGCAGGUGGGGGUCCAGCACGUCGUCGUUUACCUGAACAAGGCGGACGCGGUGCCGGACCCGGAGCUGCUGCCGCUGGUGGAGCUCGAGGUGCGGGAGCUGCUCAGCGAGUUCGGCUUCGACGGCGACAAAACGCCCGUGGUGGUGGGGUCGGCCCUGUGUGCUUUACAGGACCGUGACCCCGAGCUCGGUCUCCAGUCCAUCCUGCGGCUGCUCGAGGCCGUGGACUCGCACAUCCCCCAGCCCCCGCGGGACCUGGAGCGGCCCUGCCUGCUGCCCAUCGAGGCCGUGCACUCCAUACCAGGGCGUGGCACGGUGGUGACGGGCACGCUGGAGCGCGGAACUCUCCGGAAGGGCGACGAGGUGGAGCUGCUGGGCUACGGCCGCACGCUGCGCUCCGUGGUCACCGGGAUUGAGAUGUUCCACAAGAGCCUGGAGGUGGCCGAGGCCGGGGACAACCUGGGGGCGCUGCUGCGGGGGCUGCGGCGCGAGGACGUGCGCCGGGGCAUGGUCGUGGCGCAGCCGGGGACGCUGCAGCCCCAGCAGAAGGUGGAGGCGCAGGUGUACGUGCUGUCCCCGCAGGAGGGCGGGCGCCACAAACCCUUCGUGUCCCACUACGCGCCCGUCAUGUUCUCGCACACGUGGGACAUCGCCUGCAGGGUGCUGCUGCCCCCCGGCAAGGACCUGGUGAUGCCGGGCGAGGACGCGGCGCUGGCGCUGCUGCUGCGGCAGCCCAUGGUGCUGGAGCGGGGGCAGCGCUUCACCCUCAGGGACGGCUCCCGGACCAUCGGCACCGGCGUGGUGGCCAAGGUGCUGCCGCUGGGGGAGGGGGACGCCGACGUCAACUGGGGCUGACCCUCCCCCACACCGGGCUGACCCCUCCCCCCACUGACAGCGACGUCAGCUGGGGCUGACCCCUCCCCCACACCGGGGGCUGACCCUCCCCCCACUGCUGGGGCUGA